AUGCAACUCGCACGCUUCAACGAGUUUCUUCAAGUCAUUCCCAAUCGAACUGAAAAAAUUAUUCAUUGUGCAAAUUCGGAUGCAACUCUGUAUCAACCCGAGAAACCAUACUUUAACAUGGUCCGAUGUGGAAAAGCGUUGACUGGUCCCCAAGAUGAAUCGUUAAAACAUUUACUUCCCUUCACUCUUCGAACCGCUAUGUCAGUUCACUCGACAUUAGAUCUCGUCAAAUUACUGAAUGCUACGGAAAAGAUUGGUUAUAGUGGCACGUAUACAACAACAGAACCUGAGUGGAUCGGUACUGUACCGAUAGGAUAUGCUGACGGAUGGCAUCAAAAUUUCAAAGGUACUGGUGUUCUUGUCGAAGGAAAACGAUUAUCUAUCGUCGGACGUAUCUCUAUGGAUCAACUUAUGAUUGGUCUUGAUCGACCAUAUCCAAUCGGAACUCGCGUAACUUUUGUCGGACAACAAGGCAACGAUACGAUUACUGUGGAUGAUGUUGCUCAGUACGCAAACAUACCAAUGUUGGAGGUAUCUUGUUCCUUCACGAAUCGUAUACCACGUAUAUACAAACAAAGUGUAUCGACCACGAAUGGUGCAAACAUUUUCUUCGAGCCUUUGAAUCUGCUUGGAACGGUACUUUGUCUUUAUUUUAUACAUCAAUGGUGA
This is a messenger RNA of Rotaria sp. Silwood1, 669 nucleotides long. The record is from the annotation of a GenBank genome assembly. NCBI's taxonomy places the organism in Eukaryota, Metazoa, Rotifera, Eurotatoria, Philodinida, Philodinidae.